This is a messenger RNA of Paramecium tetraurelia, 4632 nucleotides long. RefSeq lists its product as uncharacterized. Gene Ontology annotation, cellular component: voltage-gated calcium channel complex; membrane. Gene Ontology annotation, biological process: calcium ion import across plasma membrane. The transcript has 5 exons. Lineage: Eukaryota; Ciliophora; Oligohymenophorea; Peniculida; Parameciidae. The record is from RefSeq and is a predicted model, not a curated record. Gene Ontology annotation, molecular function: high voltage-gated calcium channel activity.
AUGCAGAAAAUCAAUGACAAAAAACAGCCUGAAGCGGCCAGGAGCUCCAAGAAGCGUUUCUCAAUUUCCAGGGAAAUAGCAAAUAGAAAAAUGAGCAACUCCAAUUUAUUCUCGUCAGAAGAGAGUAAAAUAAGAAUGCUUGGUAGCAGGCAUUCAGUUUCAUCAAUCAAAAGCAAACAAAAACUUAACCUCUCUAUGAACAAAGAUCUAUCUAGAGGAUCAUCGUCAUUCUCCAGCGAUUCAGAAUCAAAUAAGGAACCUUAAGAAUAAUCAAUAAUUUUGAAGGAUAAUAUCGGAAUUAUAUAAUAGGGGCAAUCGUCCUUUUAUUAAGUAUAGGAUAAACUAAUUUUGCCUAAUAUGUCAUUCGAAUAAGACUUUAUAAAUCCUUUGGAUAUAUCUGACGGAAUUGAAAGAUCGAUUUUAAAAAUCUAGUUUAUUGAUUUCGAACACAGAUGGGGAAUGAAACAAGAUAUAAAUCUUCAGAAAUAAUGUGGAGGAGAUCAAAUGCUUAUGUCUUAAGCGAGUGAGGGUUUGUCUUCGCACAAGUCAUUAAGAAUGUCUCAUCGAAGCAAGAAAGGGGCGUUUUAAUCAAAGUUGCUAUUAAUUCAAAACAAGGACAAAUAACAGAUAAGUGAUAGUGAAGAUGAUGAUUAUACUGAUGAUUAGAAAGUGGAUGAUAAAAUUGUAAAAAAAUUUGAAAAGCUUUAUGAAAGAAAUCCAUUUGAGGAUCCUUAUUAUAUUAAACUGUAGGAGCUACACGGUUUCGAAAGGUUGCACUAUGAAAUAAAUGCUUAUAAUGAUGAUAAACGGUUUCUGAAAUUAAGGAAAAAAAUAGUAUAUUAUUCUUUAUUUAUUCCAAUCUUGUGCAAAAGGAUAAUCAAUAGUGUUUUAUUUAAAAUCAUCAUGUCCUUUCUAAUUAUUUUUAAUGUUACCUUGUACAUUUACUCAUAAACUUAAUAAGACCCAUUGUCGACUAAAAAUAUGGAGAAAGGCAUAAUGGUUUGUUUCUUGAUAGAGUUGGCAAUUAGGAUUAUAGCUUCAGGAGUAAUCAUCCCAAAGGGAGCCUUUUUCAAGAAUUUUUAGGAUAUAUUUGAUUGCAUUUUGGUUGUAGUUUACGUUUUAAAUCUCAAUUAUCCUGACGUCUUUAUUGUCGAUAUAUCUCCCUUAAGAAUGAUAACCUUACUUCUGUAUUUAGGAGACAUUUUCUAAGGAUUGGGAGUGAUGUUAAAAGCUCUGAAACAAUCAUUUAGAUUUCUUUUAGAAGCAUUAAUGAUAGUUGGAUUAUUUUCAUUGUUUUUCGCUAUAACUGGAGUGUUUAUGUUUCAAGGGUUAUUUAAUUAUAGAUGUCAAUUUGAUAAUGGGGAUGAAACAGAUGGUUGGAUAUAGUGCAAUUAAAAUUCAUGUUUUGAGGAGGGGAUGUCAUGUUAAUUUUCAUCUUUCACUCCUAAACCUCCAACCUCCUUCAAUAAUGUAGUUUAUUCCUACGGACAGGUCUUGAGAACGAUAACGAUGGAUGAUUGGAGUUGGGUUAUGUUUUUUACGAUGAGAAUCUAUCAUCCCUGGACUUGGCUAUAUUAUUUAUUUAUUAUUUUUGUUUGUGGUUUCUUUGGGUUCAACUUGGUUAUUGCAGUUAUUAAAAUUCAUUAUGCUGAAGCGGCAGAGGAGAAUGCAAAGGAGGAAGAGAUGAGAUAAAUUUAGUAGAAGAUUAAGGAGAACAGAGAAUUGCCAGAAAGGGAUAUUAUUAAUGUAUUUGAUGUUGCAUUUUUACGAUACAUUAAGUUUUUUCCUGUUAUUCAAAGAUAUAGAUUGGCUUUGAAAUCUUCUUAUCGAUCCAUUAAGUUGGAAGAUAAUCUAAAUGAGAAAGGAAAUUCAAGUAAAACAAGAAUACUGUCAGCAAAAUAAAAAAAGAAUGAUGACUACAAUUCACAAUUAGGAUUUUUAAAGAGAAUUUUUUAGAGAAUCUAGAAUUUUACCAUAAAAAACAUUCUUCUCCCAAAAUUUUAUAUUUUGAACGAAAAACAAAAUAAUAUUCAUAUUAGAAAAUACACUGAAGAUGAAAUCGAGUUAUAAAUAUUGGAGAGAUUGAAGUCUUUUUAGUUCUCGCAAUUGCAAUCUUGUGUCAAUUAACAAAUUCAAUAAAGCUUCGAAAGUGAAGUUGAUGUCUUACCAACUCUGAAUUUACCAGAUUGUGAGAAAAACGAGAUAGAGAAAGAAAUCCUUAACAUGAGAAGCUUAAAAAUACCAGUCGUUUAUCCAGAUAUCAAAUAAAAAAAGUUUGAAUAAAUUUAACAUGAUCAUAAAAAACUGAGUAAAUUUCCAGUAAGAGGAGUAAAAAGAAUCAUUAUUAACUAAACUGAAGAUGAAUAAAAUGAAACUAAUAAUUCAUUAGAUCAAAACAACUUUAUUUAAUAAAAGCAAAGCAUUACACAAACCCAAAAACUCAAGACUUCCUAAGGAGAGAACAAUAUUCCAUUUGCCAUAAAAAAACAAAAUUAAAAUUAUGUCUAUAUCCAAGGAUAUUACUUAAAUUAUGAAGGAGUUUCUACAAAAAUUAAGGCCAAGAUUCAGAAGAAUAAAAAUUCUCAAUCUUCCAAUGAAUUUCAAUAUAGAUUACUGAGAAGAAAAGAUAUUCAAUAGAAUCAAAUUUCAAAAAAGACUUGGUCUGGAAAUGAUGUUUUAAAAUUAAAUGAAUCAAGAUUGUUUAAUUUUAGAGAUGCAUUAAAAAGACUCAAUUUUAUUGAUAUCUAAAUUUGGAUGCUUGGAUUUUAAGGUAAAGUUGAAACGCUGCGUAAAUAUUCUUACCUCCUAAUUACGUCUUAAAUAAGCUAAUUGUUUUUCGAUCUUAUUAUCUUGAUCAAUUUUACAUUCCUCUCACUGUAAGGAAUAGCUGAUUCAGUCACAAUAUCGAAUGAAGAGGAUGUUUCAACCAUAUUCCUAUGUAUAGAAUUGGUAAUAAGAUUUUUCGCUUUUUCUUUUAAGGAUAUAGCGUCAAGUCCUGACUAUGUCUUAUAAUCUUGUAUUGUGACUUUAAACUUCAUCGAACUCACUAUGAGUUCAAUAAUGACAAAUUUAAACGAAUAAAAUCUUAGAUUGAUAAGAGGAACUAAGUGUCUUCUCUUUUAUCGAGUGUUGAAAUACAAUAAAAUGGCAGUAGCAAUUGGUCACAUUGCUUAGAGAACCUUUCGAUAAUACAUAUACUUGACAUUUCUAUUUUUCUUAGUCAUCUUCGUCUAUGCAAUGAUUGGAAUGGAGAUGUAUGCUGGCUAUUUUGAUUAAACAGACACUCUAGGAUAAUUGCAUUCUUAUGAUAAUAUUUUUAAGGCAUUUAUGACAAUAUUCAACAUCUUAACAAAUGAUGAUUGGUAUGGAGUAUAUGUUAUGGGAGGUAAUAUCAACUAUAUAUUUGCUGUGAUUUAUUCAUAUUCGAUGGUUAUUUUACUCAAUUAUAUAACAUACGGUUUGGUGUUGGCUAUAUUGUUGGAUGGCUUCGGAACCAUAAACGAGGAGAUGUAGGAAUUGGAAGAAGAAAAAGAACCAGAGGAAGAUAAAAAUAAUGAUAAAUAAGAGGAAUAGAACUCAUAGAUAACAGAGUAAUAAGAAAUAAACGACUUUCAAUUGAAUUUAAGACCGCUGAUAUCAUAAAUCAAUAUUAGUGAGAAUCAAUAGAAGAAAUCAAAAUAGAAUUUAAUAUCAAAUCUAAUGAAAUCAAUAAUUCAUAGGGACAUCCUUAGCUAAUAUCCUAAUCUGUAUGAUGGAAUUUAAUGUCAAUAAUCGUUGUAUUUAUUUGAAAAAGAAAACAUAUUCAGAAUUAUCUGUUGCAGAAUAAUCACCUCAAAUUUCUUCAUCUACUUUAUGGAUUUAGUAUUAUAUUAUUCAAUCGUAGUCUUUGCUCUAAAGACUUAUAAUGAUUAUGAGAAUGAUUCGUCUGUUUAUCCGGAAGUCUUGUAAUUCAUAGCGAAUAUUUUCUUUUUGUUUGAAAUAAUCUUGGGCAGUAUAGCCAAGGGGAUGUGGAUGAAUAAAGGAGCUUACAUCACAUACACUUGGCAAAUAGUCGAUGUAAUUUAUAUCGUCUCCUUCUUCUUCCAUUUCCCAUCGAGUGAAGAAAAAAAACCAAUAGUGAAUUUCUUUCUAUAUUUUGGGUAUUUCAGAGUUAUGAAAUUGAUGUAUAGACUAUCAUGGUUAGAUACAUUGAGAUUGGCAUUAGGUAGAUCUUUAGCUGAUAUUUGGAAUGUGUUGAUAACGAUGCUUUCAGUUUGGAUCAUCUUUGGAGUUUAUGGGAUUAUCUUAUAUGAAUAGCAGUUUGGAUUUUGUGAUGAUAAAAUGCAAUUUGGAAUUAGCAAAAGAGAAUGUUAAGAGUAGAAUAGGACAUGGAUCAAUUAUAAACAUAAUUUUGAUAAUAUUACAAUAGCCGUUCCUACUCUAUUUGUAGUUUCUACAUUUGAUGGAUGGGGUGAAAUUAUGCAAAUGUCAGAAAAUAGUUAAAAUUCAAACAUAGGCCCUGAAGCAUUCAAUAGUUACAUUCACACCUAUUUCUUUUUUAUAUUUUUCUGUUUCAUUGGUUCCAAUGUUCUUUUUGAGUUUAUUUACAGGAGUCUUGUAUGCAAAUUUGAAGGAGAAUUAGAGUAAGAUUGA